Tachyglossus aculeatus (Australian echidna) is the source of this 3276-nucleotide messenger RNA. RefSeq names its product filamin binding LIM protein 1 (gene FBLIM1). Gene Ontology annotation, cellular component: focal adhesion; stress fiber. Gene Ontology annotation, molecular function: filamin binding. Lineage: Eukaryota; Metazoa; Chordata; Mammalia; Monotremata; Tachyglossidae. The transcript has 9 exons. The record is from RefSeq and is a predicted model, not a curated record. Gene Ontology annotation, biological process: cell-cell adhesion. The coding region runs from base 211 to 1269 and encodes 352 amino acids.
UAGUCCAGUGCUCUGCACACAGUUAAGCGCCCACUCAAUACGAUUGAAUGAAUACGCCGAAGGGCCGGCCGGGACCGCCACCUCUGACCUCUGACCCCAGAAGGAGCCAGGCAGGACAUCACUCAGCCCGAGAUCAAGACCCUCGCCUCCGACGUUGUCAGGAGAGCUGAGCCCUGCCGCCCCGCAGCCUCCCCGCCGAACACCGGGACGAUGGCGGGGAAGCCGGAGAAGAGAGUCGCCUCAUCCAUCUUCAUCACCCUGGCGUCGCCCCGCAGGGACAAGGCCGUGGUGGAAGAGGUGAGGCAGGGGGGCGGCGCGGCCCAGGUCAGCCGCCCCCGGGACCCUGCCUCGGCCAAGAAGGCACCGGGCGGGGGGAAACCGAGCAACCGGAGCGCAGGCAGCCCUCCGUCCCAUCCGUCGCCUGCCCAGCUGUCCAACGGAGGUUCCUCCUUCCCAGCUCCCAUUCCGGACAAGGAGGAUGCCUUCCCAGACCUUGAACUUCUCCUGCCACCUCCUCCACCUUACCUGCUCCUCGCGGGGGAGGAGGAGGAGGAGAAGACCCUCGGCUCUGACCUGCAGCAGCUGCACCUAGUCACCCCACUACCCCCGCCGCAGGCUCCAGCCAAGGAUCCCCAAGGCCGGGCCCCGCCGAACCCCACUGGCCACCCCGAGAGGGACGAAUCCCCAGAUAUCUGUGCCUUCUGCCAUAAAGUCAUAACCCCCCAUGAGCUGGGGGUGGAGGCCAUGAAGAGACAGUACCACGCCCAGUGUUUCACCUGCCGCACAUGCCACUGCCAGCUGGCGGGCCAACGCUUCUACCAGAGAGAUGGCCGUCCCCUCUGUGAGCCCUGCUACCAGGACACCCUGGAAAAAUGUGCCCAGUGCCACCAGGUGAUUCUGGAACACAUCACCCGGGCCGUGGGCCUUGCCUUCCACCCCGACUGCUUCACCUGCAUGGUUUGUGCUCGGCCCAUCGGGGAUGAAAACUUCGCCCUGGACGACGAGAACCAGCCCUACUGCUUGGACGACUUCUACCGGAAAUUCGCCCCUGUGUGCAGCAGCUGUGAAAAUCCCAUCAUCCCCCGGGACGGGAAAGACACCUUCAAAAUUGAGUGCAUGGGACGAAAUUUCCAUGAAAACUGCUACAGGUGUGAGGACUGUAGGAUCCCCCUGUCCAUUGAGCCAACGGAUAAAGGUUGCUACCCGCUGAACGAUCGUCUCUUCUGCAAACCUUGCCACGUGAAGCAGAGCGCCGCGGGGUGCUGCUAGGGCGCCCCGGGGGACCCCGGCCCCAGCAUGCGGAUGCAGCAGUCCCCCACCCCUGCAGCCCCUCGCCCUCCAUCCCACCCUCCUCCCACCCAUGGAAAAGUGACUUUCUGUCCCCCUUCUGGGGUGGAUUCCUGAGCCAAUCCACUGCAGCCUAGAUUCCUCUUCCCUCCCUUUUAGUAAAACUCCCAAAUGGGGCUCCGAUCCCCCUAUCUCCCAUCGAGCUCUAAGACCCUCUGAGUCCACCCCAGAAGAGUCCGUUCGGCUGCAGAACUCUGAAAGCCCCGGGUUUUUUUCCCUGAGGUCACUGCCGUGGAAUUUAUUUGGUACUUGUGGUGUUUUGGGAAUCACAGCGCUGCUCCGGGAGGGGGAGGUGAGGCCACAUGCCUGUUUGUCUCCACAAAGCCGAGCCUCCGGCCCAGAGGGAGCCGGAAAUCUUCACCCACAGCUUCGCACGCGCCCGAGAUCCCCGGCUUCUCCCCGAGGCUGUCGGAUGGCCGAUGUCAGCGGUGGAUUCCCAGGCCCGCUGCCGGCGUGGGGCCCGGUGAACUUGAAGCUGGGCGGUGAGAAAGGACACCCAGCUGAAGGAUGGCCCUCAUCCCCCGGCCAGUUGCUGGAAUUCUGUUCCCAAGUGGGAGAAGCCACAUGAGGCCAGCGUGAGGGGAGGAGCUGCAGUCCUGUCCUGGAAAGAGCGGCUUCGUGUUCCCAUCAAGCACUCGGGAUAAGUGAUCUUUGAGCUACAGCCUGAAAGUCGACGCGACCCCAGGCCGGGGCCUGGGAAAUGGCCGUUGCGGUCCAGACAUCCAGUCCCCUGAGCUCACACUGGAAGCCAGUCCUGGAGCUGGGAAGUGCUCGUGACCUCUCCUUUGCAGGUUCGCGGGUCAGCAAAGGGAGCCCCUGAUUCUUUCACCCCAUCUGGGUUCCUGAAACUUCCCUGUGCCUUUUCCAGGAGCCCCGAAAAAGCCACAAGGAUCGGUGAGGCCCCGAUCCUUCUCUUUCCCCCUGGCUCAAACUCCCAAGCCCCGCUGCCGACAAGCCGCUUUCCCGAACAAAGAUGGGGGCCCCGGUGGGGCAGGGGGACAGGAGGACUCACCGGCACUGACACUUUAAAUCAAGCACCAGAUAGGGGGGCCCAUCUGGGAAGCCAGAGCAAUGCUAGAAGCUUGGAUCUGGGGGAACUCAAAAUUCUCUGGCAGGAGAACUUUAGGAAUCGGGACGUUUCUGGGCUUUUCCCAUGGAAUGAGACUUUUCUCAGCUGGUUCCUUUUCACGCAGCUUUGGAACUUGGCAAGAACAGUUCCCAACCUCGGCCUGGUCCCCGCGGCUCCUUCCCCACCCUGCCAGGGCUGACUCCAGAAGAACACUUCUCUUUUCCGCCACGGAUCUGUAGGUCCCAAGCCCCAGGGCUGUUACCUGGGAGCUCCGAGGGUAUUUUUAGAUGUAUAUUCCCUGCUAGGGUAGCCUCGGGGUAACACACUUACUUCUUCGAAAACAGUAAAUAUCACCAAGACCCCCACGACUCUACUUGUCCUUAGCCCCAACUCCGUGCCUCGGGAUUUCCCUGGGGAGAGAGAGCCUUUCAGUCAGUCAGUCAUAUUUAUUGAGCGAUUAAUAUGCGCAGAGCAAUAUAACAAUAAGCAGACAAGCGCUUCUUAGCCCACGGAGGUGGGCUGGGCGUUCCAGCCAGAAAUGUGGCUUCGAUGUUCCCCCCGGCCCUGGCUGAACUGCUGUUCCCUCUAGGCUGUAAGCUCCCUGUAGGCAGGGAAUGUGUCUGUUAUUUGUUCUGCUGUACUCUCCCAAGCACUUAGCACAGUGUUCAGCACACAAUAAGCGCUCAGUAAAUACGGUUGACUGACUGCUGUUGCUCACAUCCCCUUGAGGCUCCAAGAAAUAGUGGUGGGCCGCCCCAGUUAGCCAAGACUGCCAGCGGGAAGCUAUUUCUGUCCUCUCCUGCCCCAUUCCCAAGGGGUGAAGUGUCCUUUCAUUCAUUCAGUCAUUUACUGAGCGCAGA